Pelodiscus sinensis (Chinese soft-shelled turtle) is the source of this 2491-nucleotide messenger RNA. Lineage: Eukaryota; Metazoa; Chordata; Testudines; Trionychidae. The record is from RefSeq and is a predicted model, not a curated record.
GAGGGGACCCAUGGUGAUCUCCUUCUUGGAUAAUUUUUAGCAUCAGCAGAAAGCAGAUGGUCCUCUGCUCCUCCUGGCCCUGUGCCCAAAGCCAGAUGACUCUCCAAUGGAAGAGUUACUUGAGGAGAGGGAUAUGUUUCUGCAGAGAUUCCUCACACCAUGUGCACUCACUAGCUGCAGUCUGGUGGAUCACACUUUCAGUGGUGGAAAUGAAGAUACUACGGCCAAACUCUUAGACAUAUAUUCAGAGUGAUGCUGCUCAGAACUGUUUACUAGCUCACUGCUGUAUUUAUGCUGCCACUAAUUACUUUAUUAUUAUAAAACUACUUGAGGAGAUAAACUACUAUAAAUCAAGAGGACAGGUUGAUUCUGAGGGAUUAACCUGUCUGAGCUAUUUACAGCCUUGUACUUUUAUGUGUUAUUAUUAUAUCCGUAAAAUUGGCAGCAGUUUCCAAGGGUUAGAGAGCAGCCAAUGAGAUGUCUUUUCUUAGGUGGUAAAGCUACUCAUUGAUACCAUGAGAUUUAGUUCAGUCUCAUUAUGGAUAAUUCAGCUAUAAAAAUCAGAUCAAACAAGACUGGAAUAAAUAUUUUGGUUUUGAUAGGGGUAACUCAAGCCUCCUUAAUUGUUCCUCUGGAGAGUGGACAAAAUAGUGGAUACAAAAAUACUGAUUGAAUUUACUUUUACAAACAUUUUAACAUGAUCCAUGACAAAUGACUACCAGGGACAUUUAGACCACAUUCAUAUAAAAUCCCUUCUCCGCUCCCCCAAAUCUGGAUUCAUGUACUCCCUUGUGCGGAGGAUCUAGUUCCUGUCUUGUCUCCUAUGGAAUUCCUAAGCCCAGCAAGGAUUCAAGCUCUGCUUGGGUUACCUGCAUUGUCUACUCUAAGCUCUGUGGAGAUGUGCUUGAACACUAAACUCCUAGAAACUAAAUCGCACACUCCCCUGCCUCCCACAUGUGUGCCCCGCCAUUGCACAUCCAGCUUCCACUCACCGGCACAUCCAACACCACCAUCAUCACAUACGCUGUCCAAGUGGAUGUACUCCCAGAACUGCUUAUCAAACACUCGGGAGUCUGGCCGUUGUUAGGUUGGCUGGGGUACUUGAUCUCUGAAUUCCUUAGCACUCUAUUUUUUCCCUCUUUAAACUUCAAUGCUGUUUAUUUGCAACCUUUACUCCGGAUUCAUGUUUUCUCCCCAAUCUGCAAAACUGCUUAAAUAAUUUUUUAGUAUUUUGGGAGCUGCGUGUAAAGUGCUGUCCUUUUACACAAACCACUUUUGCAAUGAGUAUUUCUUGUUUUCCAUUUGUUUUGCUUUUUGUCUGUUUUUUUAUAUCCCCAGCCCAGCAAUUAAAUACUGUAUUUCUAUUAAUUUUAUUUUUAAAAAGCAAGGGUAAGUGCUUUUUGUGCACAAAAGGGCUCCAGGAAAAAGUUGUGAAUAUGGGUUUUUUUAAUAGGAACCCAAGACCUUACAGUACUACAUUAAUUAUAGCUUGUAGUGUUGUGUUACUUGCCUUUAGUUUGUUCGGGUCCCUUACAGAUAGGUGCACAGUUAAGGCAGAUCUCUGUUGUCAUUAUGUUAGUUGGCUAGUGGACGAACUUCUGCUUCUCCUUCUGCUACAUCGAUGAGGAGGUUUGCAGGUGGUCUGCAGCUUCACACCACAGACCUUGAUGAUAUUAACCUGGAUGAUGUUGAUAAGCCUACAAAACGCAUAGCACCUCUCCCUCCACCACCUCACGCAACUUCUGCAACGUCAGCAGCUCACCCACUUUCUUCACCACAUGUUCCAUCUUCAAGAUGUCCAGCCCCCACAGCUUCUUCAGGUUCACGGGUGACUUUAUCAUCAUCCACUGGGAUGCAUCCUCCUGCACCUCCUCUCCCUGCCUCCUUACCCAGUCAACCCACUGGAUCUCUCUGUGUACCACCCAUGCUCUUAGAAGAAAGAGUGGGAAUCCAGUGUUACCAUUCUUCUGGCCCUACAGAGUCCUUACAUGGCUGGGAAACAAAAAAUUACAGAGGAAGAUCUACUUUUGGACCCAUUAGCUCUCAGAAUAAUGACCACACCUAUUUAUCAAGUCCAAAGGGUCUAAGAAACAACUCCCGUGUUGGCAAAAUAUCAUCUGCAUCAAGCAAUCCACUGCAAUUUGCUCCAAGCCCACCUACCCAGCGCCGGCCAGGGGUAUCUAUAGUCUCUAAGCCAGUCAUGCUGCAGCCUGAUCCUAAUUUUAUGGUCAGGUCAACGACCAGACCAGAGGCCCUGCCAAAAGAGAUGUUUAAAAGGAUGGUGGUUUACAAUUCAUCAUUUAGAUCUAACAAAAAACAAGUAAAAUAACAUUUUUCCCUCUUUAUUUGUGUGGUACCUUUUUGCUUUGACUGUUCAUAGAUGAUAACCUUUUCUUUGUCUCUCUUCUUUUUAAUGACCAACUUUUCAGACCAAAGAUGCACUACAGCCCUAUUGCAUGGAAUCUAUUACUCAUUAUAAUCUUUCAGUGUA